CCCGUGCAGUAGUCAUACCAGUAGUACACCAUUGAGCUCAGCCCGCCUGCUAAGCUGUAAGGACCUGAUCCAUAGCAACCUGCCUUAGUGCCUCCUGGACUGUGGAAGCUUGCCACCAGAGAGAGGAAGCUCCCAGCUCAGUUCCGGCUUGAUUUCUCUAUUUCUUGCAACCAGACACUUGGCUUCCUGUGGUAUACUGAUGAACAGAGCGCUUCCACCGCAUGCCUCAGCUCGGCCUAAAGAGAUCCACGCAAGAACAUUCUUCAAGAUGACUGUGCCACUAGUAAAUAAACGGAAAGAGUAUUCAGAGAGAAGGAUUAUCGGAUACUCAAUGCAAGAAAUGUAUGAUGUGGUAGCAGGAAUGGAAGAUUAUAAGCAUUUCGUCCCUUGGUGUAAAAAAUCAGAUAUACUAUCUAGGAGAGCUGGGUAUUGUAAAACUCAAUUAGAAAUUGGGUUUCCACCUGUUUUGGAGCGAUACACAUCAAUCGUAACCUUGGUCAAACCACACUUAGUAAAGGCAUCUUGUACCGAUGGGAAACUUUUCAAUCAUUUGGAGACGAUUUGGCGUUUUAGCCCAGGUCUUCCUGGCUAUCCGAGAACUUGUACCUUGGAUUUUUCAAUUUCUUUUGAAUUCCGCUCACUUCUGCAUUCCCAGCUUGCUACAUUGUUCUUUGAUGAAGUUGUGAAACAAAUGGUAGCCGCUUUUGAAAGAAGAGCGUGUAAAUUGUACGGUCCAGAAACAAGUAUACCUCGGGAGCUGAUGCUUCAUGAAAUCCACCAUACCUAAAAUGAAAUACGAACCGGCACCACCUUCUUUGACUCGUUUGUUCUGUUUAGGAAGUCCCUUUACUGUCUGUUCCGAAGUCAGAAAGCAUCUGUUAAACCUGCCUGGAUCUUAAGCCUGUUCCACUGAAAAUUUGUACAUUGAAUACGGACCCACCUGUACAUAGAAUUAUUUCUUCAAUCAAGUGCAACUCAAAGUAAUGUGUACAUUUGCAGGUUCUGCCUUUGUAUUAAUGGUGCCAUCACUGUUGCUAGGAUAUCCCAUCCCUCACUUGAGGGCAGUGAAACAACCCCUUACAUGAAAGGUUAGCUGAGGUAGAAUGUGUUACAUUAACCACAUCAUGUUUAAGUUAUUAGGUUCAGAGGAUUUGUAACUUAUUGUUUUGGGGCCGGCUAUACGGCUUAGGAUAUUUGAGUGAUCAUAUAUUUAAUGUUAAAACUUUGAUUUAAAGAACCGCUAAUGAAGUCUUAGCGCUUUGGGUAGUUUAAGUUGUUCUGCGAAUAGCAGUGGAUAAUUCAGUGUUGUUGGGAAGCUGCUUCCCAGAGACACGGAGUCGCUGUUUGUUUUGUUUUUCAUGUUUUUGGUGAGUGGUCCAGAGCACCAAGCUAAUUCCCAGACAUUCGAAACCUCCCAUUGGUGCUCGCCUGCACUUUGAGAAUGCUGAUGGCCCAUCAGGAUCUGGUCUGCCACGGUAGGCAGCAGGUAGCGACAGUGAUGGCCCGUCAGGAUCUGGUCUGCCACGGUAGGCAGUAGGUAGCGACAGUGAUGGCCCGUCAGGAUCUGGUCUGCCACGGCAGGCAGCAGGUAGCGACAGUGAUGGCCCGUCAGGAUCUGAUCUGCCACGGCAGGCAGCAGGUAGCGACAGUGAUGGCCUGUCAGGAUCUGGUCUGCCACGGUAGGCAGCAGGUAGCGACCGUGAUGGCCCGUCAGAAUCUGGUCUGCCACGGUAGGCAGCAGGUAGCGACAGUCGCCAGUCCCCCAGCACUGCACCCCCCGUUUUCUAUUUAUUGUGCGUGUUCACUUGCAAUGAUAUUCUAAACUGAUAUUUUUUUAAACAAAUCAAUGUAAGUACUGAAGCCAUGGCUUAAUAAAGUUAAUUUGUUUAUUUUUGUA
Myodes glareolus (Bank vole) is the source of this 1897-nucleotide messenger RNA. NCBI's taxonomy places the organism in Eukaryota, Metazoa, Chordata, Mammalia, Rodentia, Cricetidae. The record is from RefSeq and is a predicted model, not a curated record.